Molecule: messenger RNA, 1101 nt
Organism: Humulus lupulus (European hop)
Lineage: Eukaryota; Viridiplantae; Streptophyta; Magnoliopsida; Rosales; Cannabaceae
Exons: 2
Coding region: 1-1101 (366 amino acids)
Source: RefSeq, a predicted model, not a curated record
AUGAUAGAGAUCGUGCUAUCAAGAAAUAUGCUUUCCUUCAAUGAGCUUAAUCCGGGCAUCGUUAGACCAGAAUUUCAGGCAGCAAAGCUUGAAUUGAAGCUAGUCAUGUUCCAGAUUCUUCAAAUUCUGCCAAGAGUGAUAGAGGAUGCACUUAGACUAAAGUUAUUCCCGUACUCCUUGAGAGACAGAGCUAGAGCUUGGUUGAACUCUUUGCCAUCUAAUUUUGUUAGUACUAGGCAAGAGUUGGCUGAGCAGUUUUUGAUGAAGUAUUUUCCUCCCACUAAAACUAUCAAGCUCCGCAAUGAGAUUACCUCAUUUCAACAACUUGAUGAAGAAUCUUUAUAUGAGGCAUGGGAGCGGUCUAAGAAGUUUUUGCGCAAAUGCCCUAACCAUGGCAUUCGACAUUGCAUCCAGAUGGAGACCUUCUAUAACAGUCUCAACGCUCAUACAAGAAUGGUGGUUGAUGCUUCAGCGAAUGGGGCUCUUCUUGCUAAGUCCUAUAAUGAGGCAUAUGAAAUCCUUGAGAGUAUAUCCAACAACAACUAUCGGUGGCCCACUUCUAGAUUGUCUACAAGUAGAAAGGUGGUUGGUAUUCAUGAUGUAGAUUCCAUCACUUCUUUAGUAGCCCAAUGGUCCUCGAUUUCUAUUAUUCCCAAGACAAUGAAUAUGGGGAUGAAUCAAUCAAUGAGGCUGCCUAUGGGGACACAAAUGGGGCAAAUGGAGAGCAUUUCUUGUGUGUAUUGUGGUGAGGGUCAUACUUUUGACAACUGUCCUUCCAAUCCAGUAGUUGUGUGUUACAUGGGGAACCAAAAUAGGAAUGGUCCUUAUUCUAAUUCAUACAACCCAUCAUGGAGGCAACAUCCCAAUUUUUCAAGGAGUAAUCAAGGAGCAGGCACUAGCAAUCCUUCUAUGCCUCCAAGACCAAAUUUUCCACCGGGUUACCCUCCACAAGCACCACAACAAAGGCCACAACAACAAGAAAUGCAAUAUAGCUCUCUUGAGAACAUGUUGAAGGAAUAUAUAGUGAAGAAUGAAGCCAUGAUUCAAAGCCAAGCAGCUUCAUUGAGGAACUUAGCAAAACCGAGUUGGGCAACUAGCUAA